UAUUAAAGAGCUCUACUGGACUAAUCCGAUUUUACGACUUACGACGGUGCAAUUGAGGCUAUUUCGGUAAUUUCAGUAGCUCAUUUCCUCGAUCCUCAAGUGUACUGCAAAAACUCUGUCGUCGUCCGCAAGAAGAGCAAGGGUCUUUUCUCUCUUCUGCAAACAUAUCAUCAACCCUAAUCUCUGGACUAUCAAUUUAGGGUGUUUUUUUUUUUUUAAAAUUAAAAAGGUAUAGAUAUUUAAAUAUCCUGGGUUGUUGCUUUUGGAAGAGAAAUGGGUGGGUCGUCGGAGACAAAGAUCUUGCAAGAGCUUAUUCUUUACGCGGCGAGCGCAGCUUUCAGCUGCUUGGUUCUCUUUGCGGGGCUCAGGCAUAUCGACCCUAAUCGCGAGGCGUCCAAAAAAGCUCACGAGCAUAAAAAGGAGAUCUCCAAGCGUUUAGGUCGUCCUCUUGUUAACACCAAUCCAUACGAGGAUGUGAUUGCGUGUGAUGUGAUAAAUCCAGACCACAUUGAUGUGGAGUUUGGUUCUAUUGGAGGACUGGAGUCCAUCAAGCAGGCUUUGUACGAGCUUGUGAUACUACCGUUGAAGAGACCUGAGCUUUUCUCGUAUGGGAAGCUCCUUGGACCUCAAAAGGGUGUCUUGCUCUAUGGGCCUCCUGGUACUGGAAAGACCAUGCUUGCUAAGGCUAUUGCCAAAGAAUCAGGAGCUGUUUUCAUCAACGUUCGGGUCUCGAAUCUGAUGAGCAAGUGGUUUGGUGAUGCUCAGAAGCUUGUUGCUGCUGUAUUUAGCCUGGCGUACAAACUCCAACCUGCUAUCAUUUUCAUCGAUGAGGUUGACAGCUUCCUUGGCCAGCGCCGCUCAACAGAUCAUGAAGCAAUGGCGAACAUGAAGACUGAGUUCAUGGCUUUGUGGGAUGGGUUUUCUACAGAUCCGAACGCGAGGGUUAUGGUUCUUGCUGCAACUAACAGACCGUCAGAGCUUGAUGAAGCGAUACUGAGGCGUCUUCCUCAGGCCUUUGAGAUUGGAAUGCCUGAUCGACGGGAGAGAGCCGAGAUAUUGAAAGUGACCCUGAAAGGAGAGAGGGUGGAACCCAAUAUCGACUUUGAUCAAGUAGCUCGUUUAUGCGAAGGCUAUACCGGAUCCGACAUCUUUGAGCUCUGCAAGAAAGCGGCUUACUUCCCUAUCAGAGAAAUCCUCGAGGAAGAGAGAAAAGGGAGACCAUGUCCGGUCCCUAGGCCAUUAUCACAGUUGGAUUUGGAGAAGGUUCUUGCUACGUCAAAGAAGACGCAGGUUGCAGCAGGCGAGUACUCUGGUUUGAGCUCGCAGUCUUCUGCUUGGAGAGGCUCAAGGGAACCAGACGAGGUACAAGCAGCCAUAAGUGGAAUCUCGAAGCUUCUUGUUUCGCAGAUCAUUAACCUUCAGUCAGACUCUCAGGAUUCAUGGCAGCGGGAUCCAGAAGAAGAUUCCUGAUGAUGAAAUUCUGGAUUAUAUGAACGUUCUGGUUUCAUGGGAAGUUUGAAAUUUGCCACACUUCAAACUGUGUUAUGUAAUGUUUUCUUCAUAGGAUAAUCAGAUUGCUUUCGGCUUUUAUUAAGAGGCUUUGAUCUUAUGCUUUACUGAAUCUCUCUUGUUCAUAAUAUGACCAAUGUACUCACUUGAUUUGGUUAUGUAAGUGUUAAGCUCUUUCUUCUCUUCCCAUGAUCAGUAAAUGGAGAUGCUUGGUCAAAUUGUGAAGUGAUUAUUCAGAAAAUUAGUUUCAUAAAUCAGAGUAUACACACAUACAGAGAUUUGAUUAUAUUCAGCAACACCCUAAAUCACAAAAAAAAAAUCUCAGCUUUGAUCUUUGAACAUCUGGGCUUUGUUGACUGGGCUUUGUAGUAUAGUCAAGUAAAAAAAAAGUGCCUUCUUUUUUCUAUUUCCCAAUUUCGUUCUCUUGCCUUCGCUUUGAACGAUCUUCUCCAGCCAAAUCUAUCAGAUUCGGUCGACUCACACUCAAUUUCGACUUGGCGGGUUAUUGUGAUUGAGAUCUAAGUCCUGUGAUCAUGAAUUAUCUUCUUGGAGCCUUCAAGUCCGCGUGCAAUAUUUCAAUCACUUUUUCUGAUGGCAAAAAUCGAAAGCAGGUACCGAUGAAGAAAGAAAAUGGUCAAACAGCUUUGGUGCCACUUUUCCAGAAUCAAGAAACGAUUUCCGGGAAGGUAUGCAUUGAACCAUAUCAAGGGAAAAAGGUGGAGCAUAAUGGUGUAAAAGUUGAGCUCCUUGGUCAAAUAGAAAUGUACUUCGACAGAGGAAACUUUUAUGAUUUCACUUCCUUGGUUCGUGAACUGGAUGUCCCCGGAGAUAUAUACGAAAGAAAGACAUAUCCUUUUGAAUUUCCAACUGUCGAGAUGCCAUAUGAGACGUACAAUGGUGUGAAUGUCCGGCUAAGAUAUGUCCUCAAAGUAACCGUCACUCGUGGCUAUGGUGGAAGCAUCUUGGAAUACCAGGAGUUCGUGGUUCGGAACUAUGCUCCACUUCCUGAUAUUAAUAACAGCAUCAAGAUGGAAGUUGGAAUUGAGGACUGUCUGCACAUUGAGUUUGAGUACAAUAAAAGCAAGUAUCACCUAAAAGAUGUAAUCCUUGGGAAAAUAUAUUUUCUUCUUGUGAGAAUCAAGAUGAAGAACAUGGACCUUGAGAUCAGACGGCGAGAAUCAACGGGUGCAGGUGCUAAUACUCAUGUCGAGACAGAAACGCUUGCCAAAUUCGAGCUGAUGGAUGGAACUCCCGUUAGAGGUGAGUCGAUACCUGUAAGACUGUUUCUGGCUCCAUACGAUCUAACACCAACGCAUCGCAACAUCAACAACAAGUUCAGCGUCAAGUAUUAUCUGAAUCUUGUUCUGGUAGACGAAGAGGAUCGCCGUUACUUCAAGCAGCAAGAAAUCACCUUGUACAGGUUGAAGGAAGACACAUCAUCUUAGAUGACAGUCUAUUAAAAAAAUUUAGCAAACUUAAAAAGUGUUUUUUAAUCAUUAACUAUUUUCAAUCUCUUACUUUUGUCAAUUUCUGAUGAGAUUUAUGUCUAUUUAAAAAAAAUCUACGAGACCAAUACCAUCUGAAAAGAGUUAAUUUAAUAAAUAAAUAAAGAGAGGGUAUUUUCAAAUUAAA
Molecule: messenger RNA, 3141 nt
Organism: Thlaspi arvense
Lineage: Eukaryota; Viridiplantae; Streptophyta; Magnoliopsida; Brassicales; Brassicaceae
Source: the annotation of a GenBank genome assembly